GGUGCAGCCCGGAGCCGCUGUCGCCUCAAGCCGCCGGCGCAGAUGGAGGGAUGGAGACGCGCAGCGUCCGCCGGCGCCCGCUGGCCCCCCGGCUGCUGGCCCUGCUCGGCUUCGCCGCAGGUGCCAUGUCCGCCCAGCCCGGGCCCUGGCCCCUGCCGGUGAACGGGCUGCAGGGGGGGUCGGUGCUGCUCGCCGCCGCGCUGGCCCCCAACGCCAGCGUCAGGGAGAUCGAGUGGAGCUUCUCGUCCGGCGCCGGUGCCACCAUCCAGGUGGCCGAGUUCAGCCGGGGCAGGUUAGAGCGCCCCGACCCCGGCGACCGCUUCAAGCAGCGGCUGGAGAUGUUCAACGCGACGGCGCUGCGGAUCUGGGCCCUGGAGCCGGGCGACAGCGGCAUUUACGGCGCCCGGGUGAAGCUGCACCCGGCCGUGGUGCAGGAUCAGUCCUUCAGCCUCUCCGUCUACGAGCCGGUGGGCGCCCCGGAGAUCGACAGCGAGCUGCUGGCGUGGACACCCCAUGAGUGCAACGUGAGCCUGCGGUGCCGGGCGCCGGCGGGCCGCGACGUCCACGUCGCCUGGCUGCUCGACGCGGCCCCAGGCCACCGGCCGCCCGCCGAGGACCGGCUGGAGGUGCACGUCGGCGCCGGUACCCUCAAUGCCACCUACACCUGCGUGGCCAGCAACCCCGUGCAGCAGCGCAGCACCUCCGUCCACCUGCAGACCCUGUGCCGGGACGGCCCCGCCGCGCACGCCUGGAGGCGGUGGCACGUGUACCUGGCGCUGCUGCUCGUCGCCGUCGCGGCCGUGCUCGCCGCUAUCUGGCUCUGGAAGAAAAGGCGGAAGAAGGCGGCUGCGGGAGGCACCCUCGCCGCCAGCUCCGAGGAGGAGGAGGCCCCGCUGGAGCCGCAGUACGCCCAGAUCCAGCGCCGAGAGCCUCCGGCAGCCGGCAAGCGGCGCCCCGAGCAGUGCAGCCACGUCUCCACCAUCUACGACCAGGGCGGAGGGAAGCUCCAUCCCCCGGCGCGGCUCCCGCACGGGGCAGGACCAUGCAGACCUGCCGGCGGCAGGCUGGAGCGGCCGUGGCGCAUCGCCAUCUCCUCUUCGCCCCCUCCCUGCUCCGUUUCCCCCCCUUCCUUCCUCCUCGCGCGGCUCCAUGCCAAUCCAAUAAAUCUGGAUGAACCACAGAGUGCCUCGUCAUGCGGCAACGCCGGCCACGGCUCCCGGAGGGCAGCUGCCGCCUCCCUUCGCGACCAGGGGCCACAGUGA
Dromaius novaehollandiae (emu) is the source of this 1262-nucleotide messenger RNA. RefSeq names its product SLAM family member 5-like. The record is from RefSeq and is a predicted model, not a curated record. Bases 51 to 1262 code for a protein of 403 amino acids. Lineage: Eukaryota; Metazoa; Chordata; Aves; Casuariiformes; Dromaiidae. The transcript has 7 exons.